This is a messenger RNA of Gilbertella persicaria, 933 nucleotides long. RefSeq lists its product as uncharacterized. The transcript is spliced from 2 exons. Gene Ontology annotation, cellular component: pericentric heterochromatin. Lineage: Eukaryota; Fungi; Mucoromycota; Mucoromycetes; Mucorales; Choanephoraceae. Gene Ontology annotation, molecular function: chromatin binding. Gene Ontology annotation, biological process: negative regulation of transcription by RNA polymerase II; chromatin organization. The record is from RefSeq and is a predicted model, not a curated record. The coding region runs from base 1 to 933 and encodes 310 amino acids.
AUGAAAUAUAUUAAAGAUACUUUACUAAAUCAAUUAGGUUAUAUCCCCGUUUUUUAUUUUUUAACAGUAUUAUACGGAAAUAAAGAAUAUCCAGGACCUUAUAAAGAAAUAGACAAAGGAUUACUAUUAAUAUACCAUAUUAUAUCAGGCGCAGAUUGUAUUGCUUUUGAUGGUGGAUAUGAUUUAUUUAUUGACAAAUUUAUAAAUAAUGCAGAAGAUUACAAUUCUGCUAAUAGAUUCGAUAAAAGAAACUUUGUAUAUCCUAUAAGAAAGGAGCAAAAUUUACCAAGAACUGUAGUACAGUUAGAUUAUAAUAAAAAAUUUGGAUCAUUUAGAUCAGGUAUCGAAAAUCAUUUUUCUAUUUUAGCAUCAAAAUUUGAUAGAUUUAAUAAUAAUAGAACAGCUGUACAAACUUCUGACAUAAAGAUAUACAAUUUACAAUUUAGAGCGGCUUGUUUACUUAAAAAUAUAUGGGAAAUGUGUAACAAAUAUAACAUUGAUCCUCAACCUCACCAUAUGCUUUGGUUCAAUAACGAUUUUGAGUUUCCAACUAAAAUUACUAAGUUAAAUUAUAUAUUUAAAAAUGAACAACUUGUGAAUAGAGAGUAUAAUGAAAUGCUAGACAUUCAAAAUAAAUUUUUAGAUUUAAAUAUUGAAGAUAUGGAUGUAGUAGAUGAGUUGGAAGUUGAUCAAUUAUUAGUUAAUGAAGAUAUAAGUAAUAAAAAGAAAAGAAAACAUAACAAUAAGAAUAAAAAAGAAACUGAAACAUAUGAGGUAGAAAAAAUAUUAGAUCAUAUGAUAGAUAAUAAUGGAAAAUAUGUGUUUUAUGUUAAAUGGAAACAUUAUGGUGCAGAAGAUAGUACAUGGGUAAAAGAAUCUAGUUUUAAUACUAAAGAUAUUAUAUCCGAAUAUAAAAAAGAUAAAAAUAUAUAA